Messenger RNA from Dunckerocampus dactyliophorus (ringed pipefish), 3017 nucleotides. RefSeq names its product transcription factor AP-4-like. Gene Ontology annotation, biological process: regulation of transcription by RNA polymerase II. Gene Ontology annotation, molecular function: protein dimerization activity; DNA-binding transcription factor activity, RNA polymerase II-specific; RNA polymerase II cis-regulatory region sequence-specific DNA binding. Gene Ontology annotation, cellular component: nucleus. Lineage: Eukaryota; Metazoa; Chordata; Actinopteri; Syngnathiformes; Syngnathidae. The record is from RefSeq and is a predicted model, not a curated record. The transcript is spliced from 7 exons. Bases 57 to 1256 code for a protein of 399 amino acids.
CACAUCCAAACAGUAGGCGGAGGCAUCGGACAUACACACAAACACGUAGUAGGCGGAUGCGAGAAGCCACACACACACGAGCAAACACGCAUUGGAGGGAACCCCAUCAGCUGUGGACAACUUUUGUUUUUCUGUGGUUUCUUCACAUCGUUGCAUGUGAAGGUUUCUCAAACCUAAAUCUAAUUAAACGUUUAACGGAACAUUCUGGGCAUACAACACGGGGCGAGCGCGCGUUUCUAGGAGGUGGCUUUGAAAGCAUGGAAUAUUUCAUGAUGCCGACAGAGAAGAUACCAAACAUUCAGCAAUUCAAGAAGACAGAGAAAGAUGUCAUCGGUGGUCUGUGCAGCCUGGCCAACAUCCCCUUCAGUCCAGAGACGGCACAGGACCAGGAGAGACGAAUCCGUCGCGAAAUCGCGAACAGCAAUGAGCGGCGACGCAUGCAGAGCAUCAACGCUGGCUUCCAGUCCCUCAAAACCCUCCUGCCUCACACAGAUGGGGAGAAACUCAGCAAGGCGGCCAUCUUGCAACAGACAGCAGACUACAUUUUCACUUUGGAGCAGGAAAAGACACAGCUCUUGUCACAGAACAAUCAGCUCAAACGCUUUAUCCAGGAGUUCAAUGGUUCCUCACCAAAGAGGAGGCGAGCAGAAGAGAAAGAUGAAGGCAUCGGGUCUCCUGACACCCUGGAUGAAGAGAAGGUGGAGGAGCUGAGGAGAGAAAUGCUGGAGUUGCGCCAGCAGCUGGACCGAGAACGUUCUGCUCGCAUGCAUCUAGAGGAGCAGGUGCGCUCAUUGGACACCCAGCUGCACCCGGAGCGUCUCAAGGUGAUCACCCAGCAGGUGGAGGAAGAGCAGGCACACCUCCAGAGCCAGACGCUGUUAAGGCUGCAGCAGAUCCAAGCUGCAGACCGACAACCUCACAGUCCAAAGGUGUUGGUUCCUCCCACUCCCCUCGCCUCAACGCAUCACCCAACAGUCAUCGUCCCAGCGCCGACACUAACCCAGCCACCCCAUCACCAUGUCAACGUAGUAACCAUGAGCUCAUCUGUCCACACCAGCACAGUGUCCACAUCUAGACAAAACCUGGACACCAUCGUGCAGGCCAUCCAUCACAUUGAGCGCACUCAGGAGAGACGAGCGAGUGCAGAGGAGGAGCAGAGACGAGCAGUCAUUGUUAGCCCCACCCACGUUGCCAUGGACACCGCCUGCUCAGACACAGACACGGACACAGAGGGAGAGGACUGUUCAAUGAACUGAUCGUGCUGUGAACUUACAAACACUUAAAACACCAUCUCACUGUAAGAUUCCAUCCAGAAGCUUGACUACUUAAAAAAAGCUCUCCAAACUCUGACUUCCAGUAGUGAAGCUUUUCUCUUUGUUGGUCAUGUAAUGUAAAUUGUCUAAUAGAAAACCAGGAGUGGUCAGCGUGCAGAGAAGGCCAUAUGGGGCUUCUUAAAGGCUGCUGUUCAUCGUCCGUCCUCCAUGUUGUUUAUAGAGUGUCAGUCAGCUGUUGUCGCUGGUACGCUGACGUCAUUUUUUGUGCUGCAAAUUUACAUUUUCAUUUAUAGCAGAACUGAAUGUAACAACACAAAUAAGCAGGCGCUUGUGACUUUUUAAAUUUGAAAUAAGCGAGCUGCAAUUAUUUCUUUCCUUAGUUUCCACCAUGUUUAUGAUUGGUCUGGUGAUAUUUUAGUCGCAAAUUGAAAACACAGUAGAAUUGAAGGCAUGUCAGGCAGACUUGAUUACAGGAUAGACACUAAAUUAAAAGAUGUCAGAUUCAUUUGAAUACAACGUCUUUAUGAUCUGUUUAAGCCCUUAAUAUAAGCUGUUGAAAAAAUGAUGGUCUCCUUAAUGUUUUUGGAUACGUACUUCCUGAUAGGGUUACUGAACAUUUUUUAUAAGAUUAACCUAAAGUCGGAUGUUUGUUAGGUUUAACAAGGAGCAGGACACCUUGAGAUGGAUUUUGAGGUCAGUCACCUAAAGUGCACAGCUGCUGACUCGAAGCAAGUUUUCACCAGUGUUCUGGUAAUGACUGGUGGACUUUUUCAAUAUCAAACAACCUGACUGAUUCAAACACAGUCUUUUUUUUUUUUUUACAAGAUAUCAAAAGAUGAUGUAAUCUUUAAAAAAUGAUAAGGAUUUAGUUUGCAUGACAAAUUCCUGAUUUCCACCAAAGACUUCCAGUUGCAACUUCUAAUAUUGAUUUGUUGCUUUUAGUGACUAUGCACUUGAGUGUUUGCUAUUUAUGCAAUUGCAUCAUCAAGUCCAUUUAUACAUGAGGUGAAGAAUUCUAUGCACCGCUAAUAGGUGUGUAUGUUACACCUACAGUAUAUAUGUGACGUGCUUAUAUCAAAGAAUGUAAUUGUUCUUAUAAAGGUGCUGUUUGCCAACGUGCUGCUCUGCUGACUAGCAGUGAGCUGAUCACUUUUUAACAUGGCAAAAGUCAUUUCCACGUGAUGCAGUUUGUUUGUUUGUGCUGGAACAACACGUCUUGAUCAGUCACUAAUCAAAUUGAAAUACUGUACAAAUGCAACAAUAGGCCAACGUGAGCACUGUCCAUCUCUCCAAAACAAAUCAGCUCAUGUUUUGAUGCUCAUUCAGUCGGGACUUUUUUUUUUCUUUUAAACUGGAAAUGCUUGCUUCUAUUUACAAACACAAGUAGAUGCUGUAAACAUUCCAUAUGUAUGGAUUUCUGUCUUUUCAUCUCUUGUUCUGUUGCAGACUGAAUGCAUGUUACUAAUGUGUCGUCUCUUAUGUAAUGCAGGCAUUUUAUCUUUUUUGACAAACACAUGUUGAGUGUGAAAGUGUUUAGUGUGCAUGUGGACACUGCACUACCUGGCAUCAGUGUUCCAUCUGGUUAGACUAGUUUUUUCCAUGCAACGUUGGCUAAUGGGGGUUGUUCAUAGCGUCAAAGAAUGGGUGGAAUUCUGUCAAAUGUGAAGGCGCAGCCUAAAGUUUAAUCAGAUCUGUUUAAACUUUUAGGUUGAUGGCUUUUUUUUUUUUGCCAUUUCAGACGAA